AAACAAUGAGGACCAGGAAGCCUCUCUGCCCCAUAGAAAAGGUGUGGGUAGACAAGCACAAAUACGAUGAAGCGGAGAGACUGCAUUAUGAAAGAGAAGCCAUGUUGGCCACCGUGGUUCCAGAGGAGUGCUUGGAGCUGGAGGCUGUCAAUGGGGUCUGCAAUGAUGAUUCCAUUGAAGGUGAACUCAAGGGAGACCUGAAGAAAGGCAAAAAUGGCAAGAAACAAAGGAAGAGGAAACGUUCCCCCAAACCCAAAAACAUGGUCUCCCAGGUAGACUCUGUUUUGAGUGGUUUAUUAGCUGACAGUGUGUGGUUUGACAAACCUUUGUAUGAUCAUGCUGAGAGCUUGUAUAGGCAAAGAUUAGUGGAUUGUCAAUACCAGGAGGCAGCAGAGACUGAGCUGCCUGAAUCAGAAGCUGUCCAAGAUGCUCCCGAGCCAUGGAUGCUUCCAGCAGCCCUGUCCUGCUCCCAUGGCAACCUGAGCGCGUGCCACCAUGUCGUUCAGGGCGUCUGGGUCAACAAGUUUGACUUUGACAAGGCUGAGAAGGCGUUCCUUGAAAGGUCUCAGUUCUUUGUUCCUCCAAACAUCCUCGCCAUCCCCUCUGUGUGCUCAGAUGGUGGGAAGGUCGGGCUGGGGACGCCGGAUGAAGGCUAUGUGACAGCGCUGCCUACGCCUGCUACGCCCAGCUUAGCUCCUGAUCCCACAGUCAACGGUAAACCUCAGGCUUCCAGCUUGCAAGCUCUCGUGUCAGAGGUGUGGUUGGAGAAACCUCUCUACGACGGCGCUGAGAAAAGCUUCUAUGAGAACAUGUUUGAUCAUCACCCUCCAGGCUCCCCCCGAGCCGCAGAGAACCAGCAGGAGGUUGGGAAGCAAGCAGGUGCUGAACACGUGGAGCUCAUCAGCAGCUCUCAGCAGCCUCCACCCACCUCCUUUUUCCUGCAUGAGGACAGUGAGCGUGUGUGGCUCCAGAAGAUGACGUACGACAGCGCCGAGUCGCGCUACUAUGCAGCUGAAGCUCUGAAAAUGUCAGGAGCAAAAGAGAGCACGGGGAUGCCACAACCCACAUCAGGAUUGAGCUGGAGGAGUUUGCGUGGGAAUAAAAAAAUGGCAGUUGACUUCCUUUUGGAUGAGAAGAUCUGGUUUGAGAAGUUUAAGUAUGAUGAUGCUGAGAGAAGGUACUACGAGCAGCAGGUGAACGGGCCGGCCGGCAGCUCUUCACACCAGCAGGAGAACGGAGCCAGCACGAUCCUCCGCGACAUUGCCAGAGCCAGGGAGAAUAUCCAGAAAUCGCUGGCCGGACAGAAGACAGGUCCACGUAGUAAAGAAGCUCCUGCCCGUCAAAAGAGGCAGUCAGGCCGCUCAACUAGUGCAAGCACGAGUUCUGGUGACCAAAAUGAGCUUCUUUCCAGAAUCUCUCACCUGGAGGUAGAAAAUCAAAACCUUCACAAUGUUGUUGCAGAUCUCCAGAAGGCCAUUUUCAAGCUGGAAAGUCGCCUGAAUGCUCUGGAAAAAUCUACCUCCCAUCAACCCUCACCUGUUCCACCAACCCAGAAAGUGGAACCAUUCGGUGUUCCCUCCAAGAAAGUAGAGUUGCCAUCUGCUUCACCUGCAAAGAAAGCUGAGCCAGCUGCUGCAGAGGAAGAUGAUGAUGAUGAUGACAUCAACCUUUUUGGCAGCGAUGACGAAGAGGAAGAUCAAGAGGCUGCCAAAGUGCGGGAGGAGAGACUGCGUCAGUAUGCAGAAAAGAAGGCCAAGAAACCAGGUCUGAUUGCCAAAUCUUCCAUCCUUCUGGACGUGAAGCCGUGGGAUGAUGAGACUGACAUGGCGAAGAUGGAGGAGUGUGUGCGGUCUGUCCAAAUGGAUGGGCUCGUGUGGGGAGCAUCUAAGCUGGUCCCAGUAGGUUAUGGCAUUAAGAAACUCCAAAUCCAGUGUGUAGUAGAGGAUGAUAAAGUCGGGACAGACAUCCUGGAGGAGGAGAUCACCAAGUUUGAGGACUAUGUGCAAAGUGUUGACAUUGCUGCUUUCAACAAGAUCUAGAAGCAAACCUAUCCUCUGUGAUACUGUAACUAAUAAAAAGAUCAAGGAGUGCA
Molecule: messenger RNA, 2092 nt
Organism: Lagopus leucura (white-tailed ptarmigan)
Lineage: Eukaryota; Metazoa; Chordata; Aves; Galliformes; Phasianidae
Gene: EEF1D
Product: eukaryotic translation elongation factor 1 delta
Exons: 13
Coding region: 6-2039 (677 amino acids)
Biological process (GO): translational elongation
Cellular component (GO): eukaryotic translation elongation factor 1 complex; cytosol
Molecular function (GO): translation elongation factor activity; guanyl-nucleotide exchange factor activity
Source: RefSeq, a predicted model, not a curated record